Aspergillus costaricaensis CBS 115574 is the source of this 623-nucleotide messenger RNA. RefSeq lists its product as uncharacterized. The coding region runs from base 229 to 561 and encodes 110 amino acids. NCBI's taxonomy places the organism in Eukaryota, Fungi, Ascomycota, Eurotiomycetes, Eurotiales, Aspergillaceae. The transcript has a single exon. The record is from RefSeq and is a predicted model, not a curated record.
UUCGUAUAUCUCACCUGGUUUGCCGCAAUCACUCUAAAAAGAAAAAAGUGUAUGCUCAGAAGGCCGUGCUGUUGGGAAUCCAAGUCGGCUACCAAGUCAUUCGUCUGGACCACGUUUCUGCUCGGCUCACUGGAGCGAUGGCAGGCCAGAAGCAAUCUCGUUCCUCGUAUUGAGCACAAACGUACGUUGUGAGGUUGCGUGGCUGGAUGCAUCUGCUUGUGAUACCCAAUGUCUGGUGGUGGUGGGCAUGCUUUGGUGGUUUCUCAUUCGCCCUCGUGGCUUACCCCUGACAUUUGUCAGGCAGCGAACAGCAAAUCUCCAGUUGGUAUUUGGGGGGGGGGGUGUUGUAUGGACAAGCGAAGGAUCGCCGACCGACAACGACCAGACAUUGUUGCAGAUCUCUUAGAGCCUACUUAUUUACCACCUGCCGAACGGGCCAUCCGCACCGUAUUAGCACCUAUCAAAUGUCUUUUGUCCCUACUUACCACCACCUGGCGCAAGCCUCAUGUGUUCCUAUUUUGCUGUUUUGACAUCAAUCUGCUGUUUUCUUUUCCCCUUUGAAUAUUUCUUUUUAGUUCGAUGCCCCGUUCUUCCCACAUCAUGUCAUGAAAUGUACAUAUCUA